Messenger RNA from Lepus europaeus (European hare), 7701 nucleotides. RefSeq names its product G protein-coupled receptor 161 (gene GPR161). Gene Ontology annotation, cellular component: membrane; recycling endosome. Gene Ontology annotation, molecular function: G protein-coupled receptor activity. The coding region runs from base 131 to 1720 and encodes 529 amino acids. The record is from RefSeq and is a predicted model, not a curated record. Lineage: Eukaryota; Metazoa; Chordata; Mammalia; Lagomorpha; Leporidae. Gene Ontology annotation, biological process: G protein-coupled receptor signaling pathway. The transcript has 6 exons.
ACGGGCACCAAAGACUGCGCGGCCCCCUCUGGAUAGGGGUGUGGGGGGAGAGCCCGCGACCCCGGGCUGCGAUCCGCGAGCACCAGUGGUCCAGCAUGCUGUGCCCACCCUACGCCACGGUGCACUGACCAUGAGCUUCAACUCCUCGCUCGGCCACAGAAAGGAGCUGAGUAACCUCACCGAGGAGGAGGCUGGUGAAGGGGGCAUCAUCAUCACGGAGUUCAUCGCCAUCAUCGUCAUCACCGUCUUUGUCUGCCUGGGCAAUCUGGUCAUCGUGGUCACCUUGUACAAGAAGUCCUACCUCCUCACCCUCAGCAACAAGUUCGUCUUCAGCCUGACGCUGUCCAACCUGCUGCUCUCCGUGCUGGUGCUGCCUUUCGUGGUGACCAGCUCCGUCCGCAGGGAAUGGAUCUUCGGCGUGGUCUGGUGCAACUUCUCAGCCCUCCUCUACCUGCUCAUCAGCUCGGCCAGCAUGCUCACCCUCGGGGUCAUUGCCAUCGACCGCUACUACGCCGUCCUGUACCCGAUGGUGUACCCCAUGAAGAUCACCGGGAACCGGGCCGUGAUGGCGCUGGUCUACAUCUGGCUUCACUCCCUCAUUGGCUGCCUGCCGCCCCUGUUUGGCUGGUCAUCCGUGGAGUUUGAUGACUUCAAGUGGAUGUGUGUGGCCGCCUGGCACAGGGAGCCCGCCUACACCGCCUUCUGGCAGAUCUGGUGUGCCCUGUUCCCCUUUGUGGUCAUGCUGGUGUGCUAUGGCUUCAUCUUCCGCGUGGCCAGGGUCAAGGCACGCAAGGUGCACUGUGGCACGGUGGUCAUUGUGGAGGAGGAUGCCCAGAGGAACGGACGGAAGAACUCCAGCACCUCCACCUCCUCUUCGGGCAGCAGGAGGAACGCCUUUCAGGGUGUGGUCUACUCAGCCAACCAAUGCAAAGCCCUCAUCACCAUCCUGGUGGUCAUUGGUGCCUUCAUGGUCACCUGGGGUCCCUACAUGGUUGUCAUCACCUCCGAGGCUCUCUGGGGCAAGAACUAUGUCUCCCCGACCCUGGAGACCUGGGCCACGUGGCUGUCCUUCACCAGUGCCAUCUGCCAUCCCCUGAUCUACGGACUGUGGAACAAGACGGUUCGCAAAGAACUCCUGGGCAUGUGCUUUGGGGACCGGUAUUACCGGGAGCCUUUUGUGCAGCGACAAAGGACUUCCAGGCUCUUCAGCAUUUCCAACAGGAUCACAGACCUGGGCCUGUCCCCGCACCUCACGGCGCUCAUGGCGGGCGGCCAGCCCCUGGGGCACAGCAGCAGCACUGGCGACACUGGCUUCAGCUGCUCUCAGGACUCAGGAACGGAUGUGAUGCUGCUUGAAGACUACCCAUCCGAUGAUACCCCUCCCUCCCACUGCACUUGCCCACCCAAGAGGAGGAGCUCAGUGACGUUUGAGGAUGAAGUGGAGCAAAUCAAAGAGGCUGCCAAGAACUCGAUUCUUCAUGUGAAAGCUGAAGUACACAAGUCCUUGGACAGUUACGCAGCCAGUUUGGCCAAAGCCAUCGAGGCGGAAGCCAAACUCAAUUUAUUUGGGGAAGAGGCCUUGCCUGGGGUCCUGUUGGCGGCACGGACUGUCCCAGGGGCUGGCUCGGGGGGCCGCCGAGGCAGCAGGACGCUUGCGAGUCACAGGCUCCAGCUGCAGAGCAUCGAAGAAGGGAACGUUCUAGCCGCAGAACAGAAGUGAGGGCCUCAGGGCGGACUGGCGCUGGAGUCGCAGAUGCUGCCUGUGCCAGGGCCCUGCCAGCUCCUCACUGUGUCCAGUGAGCCAAAUGCAGAGAAGCAACAACAUCUGGGAUGCGGCCACCGGGAGAACUGGAUAUAAUGUCUCCAGCCUGCUGUGUCUGCUGUGGGACCACACGGGGGCGUCUCUGAGGCUUCUACAGUGCGUCGAAAAGCAGAGGGAGGUGUGGCUGUUGCCUGUUGGGAGGUGGGGCCGGAGAGCUUGAGGGUGGCUGGGGGAAACCAGAGAGCACGAGCUUUGAGGGGAACCAUCCCAUGAGUCAUUGCCUCCUCUUCACAACCUGUAUGCUGAAAGUCCAGUCCUGCCCUGUGGAGGGCAGCACGGUGCUUCUUAGCAUUGCCAAGUUCACGUCCAGGGCUUCAGCAUGUUGAAACAGGCAGUGUGGGGCAAUCGGUUCUAGGCAGAAUGGUGGGGCAGCGAGCACCUGGGAGCCUCCACACCCUGUCCUCGUUAGGACCGGGCUGCUGGUGCUGAAGGGAGGGCCCGUGCUGCCCCCAUCCCUGCUGGCAGACAUGGGGCAUUUCGAAAGAGGGGAGAAACCACUACAAAAGACAGGAGGAAGGGGCAGGUACCAGGUGUUUCACUUCCAGGGCUUCAGAAAGCCCUCUGGUUAGGGCACAGCACAGCCUUCCUGAGACCGGAUGGGACUGUGGUGCCGAGUGCAGGCUGACAGUGUCUUUAUUGGAGAGAAUCCCGUCACAUAGGGGAGCCUCAUUGAACACACUCUCUACGCGAUGUUCCAGUGCUGGGAACACCGCCAAGAGCAAGUUAGGUUAUGGCAACUCUGGGACAGCAUGAGGUAGGAGAGAGAGAGACUGGACAGAGUGCAACCUGGGUUCCUGGCUCAGCCCUAGCUCUGUGUGCGCAUGUCCUCUGGAACAUCCUGUCACCCCCUCUCUGUAAAAUGGGAGAGGGAGUUGGAUUGAAUGGUCUCCAAGCCCACCUCCUGCUCUGAUCUUUGCUGUCCUCUUGACUACGGAGGUAGGAAAAACAGUAACAACAAAGUGGACCACAGAUCUGCACUGGCAUUCUUCUGAGUGUAGCUCCCAGGGGGUGUGAAGUGCCCUGGCGGAUUGGCUGCUGGGGUGCAGUGGCCCAUGCCGAGAUGCUGUGUGGAGGAAGAGGAGCUUAGGCCUCCUUCCCCUCAAGAUGAAGCAGCAGCAGACGUCGGCGCGGAAUGAUUGCUGCGGUGACUCAGGAAGCCACCGUCACCCCCUCCACUGCCCUUCCAGCGGCUGUGAGCUGAGCCCAGGACCCUCCGUGCCUUGGUCAGCAGUGGUGGAUUCUAAGGCCGCCUUGCUGUGUCGGCUCCUAGGCAGCUGUUCCACAAAGGAAUGACAUCUGCGGGGUUUUCCUUGGGGUCUCGGUUGCUUCUUCUGAUGAGACACGGUCCUUUUGCUAUGUAGCAGAAGGCAGUGAUUGGCUGGUCCCGAGGCCUGGGACUUGGUUCCUUUGUGACUGAAUCCCACAUGGCUCUUCUGGGUCCGCAUGCGUGCUGAUGCCACGGGGCAGACUGCCCUCACUACCGGGUGGCAUUUCUUCCUCCGAUUGUGGGUGACCGAGGUUUUCCCUCUCUGUUCUGUGUAAUUUCUUUCCUAGCACUUGUCUUUUUGUUGUUGUUGUUGUUGUUGUUGUUUUCUAUUUAUUUGCAAGGGUUACAGAGAGAGGUAGGGUAGGGACAGAGAGAGAGGUCCCCCAUCCGCUGGUUCUCUCUCCAGAUGGCUGCAACGGCUGGAGCUGUGGCAAUCAGGAGCCAGGAGCCUCUUCCGGGUCUCCCACACAGGUGCAGGGGCCCAAGGACUUGGGCCAUCUUCUCCUGCUUUCCCAGGCAACAGCAGAGAGCUGGAUCGGAAGAGGAGCAGCCGGGACUAGAACUAGCACCCAUAUGGGAUGCUGGCACUUCACGCCAGGGCUUUAACCUGCACCACGUGCCGGCUCCUUGUCUGGUUUUCAAAGGGACCAUGUUCCCCAUCAGCAAUAAGCACAGACGUAGGACAGGGCCAUGAGGCCUUUACCUCCAGGCUGGGUCACCAGGUAGACACUCUCCAGCACUGCACAUUGGCUUGGAACCCAAGGGCUGGGGAAGGCUCCCCUGACUGCCGGCAGCUGGGCUCCAGGGAAGACUCCUGGGACCACCCAGGUUACCUGGCUGACCGCAGCCCAGCUGGGAUGUGAUGGGAGUUCAUCUGAAUUAGUCUAGAAAGACUACAUUUCACAAAGGGACUCGGUUCCCCCUUGUUUUUAAGCUGAGGUGUGUUUGACACUACACAAACACUGUGUAAAAGGACCCUCCCAGGCUCUGCGGGCAGUAAUGCUGGUGUGUCUUUGCUCCAUUAGGGAGAAAAGACCUGGGCAGGUUCUAAUAAAACCUCCCAGGCAGUGAUGGGAGAACUGUGGCACCAGCGUGGGGGUGGUAUUUCCAACCAGGAGUUAGGCACAGCUCCUGUGAGGUGGGUGACCAUGGGAGCUAAGUCUCAGGGAGUGUUUGGCAGCUAGGGCCAUAUUUUGCAUAUCCAGGAAUUCAAAUUUGCCUUAAUGCAGCUGAGAGAGGUGGAAGUGGGGGUGGGGAAAGAGAAUCUCCCUUCCCUACAUUCCGAGGGCCCCGAGAGGCAUUUCUGAGGACACCUGCCCUUAGGUCGGGCCAGCACCCCCACCCGCUCCCACUAAACCCAGGCUCGUUAGCUGUGAAUUGCUGUACAGUGGCGGGCUUGAAGCCACCCAGAGGGGACCUUGUGGACACUGGCAGGCGGGACUUCUGGCCACCUUAGUGCUUAAAUCCCUCAGUCCUGGGUCUUCCGGUUGUGGGAAGACCACUCUUAGGGCUGCUGGCCAUCUCUGCUUUCCUCACUGAGCUUCCCAGCUGCCAAGGUGCCUGUGUUAUGCUCCAGACUGCAGGUUGCUGUGACCCAGAAGGCACUGGGAGUCCCACACGACGUAGCACACUGCUCCACCUCAGCGCUUCCCUGGGUAGGACACAAGACUGGAGUUCAGGACCUUGAACUCUAGGUGGCAGCAGUGUGGCUGUGCAGAGCCUCAGCCAAGCUGUUCUUGGCAGACAAGGAAGCACCACCCUGAGCCUGCUUCCCUGAGUGACCCGUCAGGGUCACAGGUGCUGCCCUCACUCAGCUGUGUGGUCUUCCACAAAUCGCUGCUCCUGGAGGAGCGGGUUGAGGACUGUAAGACAAGGGCCACCUAGCACCAGUGUCCCUGGAUUCUCUCCAGGGAGGAGUCUGAAAAGAGCUGAGCAACCAGGGGGAUGACCUCAGUAUGUGCAGCAGUCCACACAGGGGAGGGAUGCACAGCACUCGGAUACAAUGAGAGCCUGCUAAGUCUGUUUGGAGUUAACUCUGAGUGUCCCAUCACAAAAUGCCUGAGAGACACACACAGAGACAUGGAUGCAUCACGAGAUGCUCGGGAAAUGUGUUCAGCCUGGAGCGCCUUCUGUCUCCUGUCUGGUGGGUGACGUGAAGUGGCCAUGCAGAGAAGGCAGGAAGCACGUACUGACCGGUUACAUCUAAUGGCCGACGGACACUCCAUUAGGCACUUCAGCACAACUGUGACAUGGAGAAGAGCGCAAACGUGGCUGUGGGGAGGUCCCGAGUUCAGAUCCCGGGCUGCCACUUACUGGCUGGGAGUUUGGGGCAAGUGAGUGAGUGUGCCUCUCAAUUUCCUUAUCUGUAAAGUGCAGUUUUGUAGUCAUUUCCUGUGUAGAGAGACAGGAUUCAGUGGCCUCCCUCCCAGGGUGACUGUGUGGAUUCCAUGAAGACAUUUUGGGACGCAUUGGACACGGAACACAGUAUCUGGGGUGCAGUGGAAACGGAGCCACUGGCCUUGUCUCAGUAACUGUGAGGGGGGUUACUCUUGUUUUACAGGGGUUGCGGUUAACACUUAGGUGGGAGGUGCUGAAGGUGUUGCACAGGAAUUUUGAGUUGUACACCCAGGACUCUUGAGAAGGGACGGGGUGAGAAAGCAGAAGGCAACAGAGUAGGGUGGGAAGGCAAUAAAUAGCACUGGCGCUCAGGAAGUCUAAGGGAGCACAAGUGAGCUUCUCUGUUAAAAAUUAUGUGCCGGCCGGCGCCGUGGCUUAACAGGCUAAUCCUCCACCUUGCGGCGCCAGCACACCGGCUUCUAGUCCCGGUUGGGGCGCCAGAUUCUAUCCCGGUUGCCCCUCUUCCAGUCCAGCUCUCUGCUAUGGCCCGGGAAGGCAGUGGAGGAUAGCCCAAGUCCUUGGGCCCUGCACCCACAUGGGAGACCAGGAGAAGCACCUGGCUCUUGGCUUCGGAUCAGCGCGAUGCACUGUCCGCAGCGGCCAUUGGAGGGUGAACCAACGGCAAAAAGGAAGACCUUUCUCUCUGUCUCUCUCUCUCUCACUAUCCACUCUGUCAAAAAAAAAAAAAAAAAAAAGAUGAAAUAAUUCUUCAAAGAUGAUUCGCCCUUGGGGCCUGGUGGAGUCUCACAUCACCACAUAAAUUUCAGCCCAGAAGGGACCCUCUCCCAGGAAAGUGCCCCAGGUGCUGUAGUGAGAGGGACUGCCUGGCUGACACUUGGGUUUACAGAAUCCCUACAGUCUUCUGAGGGAAGAGGCAGGGCAGGGAGAGCCCACAUUACCACACACAAAGUAUGCAGGCCCUGGGACGGGGGAGAUCCCAGUCUCCAGAGGAAACCGGCUGUGCUCAGCCAGCAGUGUCACUGCAGGGAGGGGCAGAGCCAUACUGUGCUUGUGGGUUGGGCAAAAGGGACACAGAAUUUAGGGAGGCCUAGGGGGAAAGUCCAAGGCCUCAAAGUGAGUAAAGCCAGAAUCGUGGCUGAAUUCCAGGACCUGGCCAUGGGGCUGAGAGGAGAGGAGCCAGCCUGUGGCUCAGGCGGAGGGAGAGUUCAGAGUGGUCAGUAUUAGACAAAUGGGUCCGUAGGGCUUUAUUACAUAGCUAGGGAGGGCAUGGCAGAUAAUCAGAUCUAGGUCAGACCUAAAAGAACCAAAGGCCCAAGGCAAGUGGAUUCACUGGGAAGAAUUCAAAGCACAAUCUCCACAAGAGUUCAAAAAGCACGAAUUGGCUCAGUGUUUUCAGGAGGAUGCAAUACACAGAGCCGCAUUUUCCUGGGCAGGGACAGGGACGGGAAUUCGGAGCCACCUGACACCAUUCUGAAUACCGCAAAUCGCACUCCAGGCAGCCUCUCCCAGAGGGAAACCGUCUCAGGGAGGUUCAUGGCCUGGGCCACAGCACGGGUAGAGCCUGUUUGUUCAUUAACAGGUCUGUCAGGGAUAAUGGGCCCCGGGGAGCAGAAAAGGUUAAAAACCAAUCCCCCCUCCAAAAAAAAAAAAAAAUCUAAAAUAUAUUUAACGAAGUUUCUGGAUGACAUUUUAAAAAGAUUAAGUGUUUAGGAUUACAGUAAUAUUUAUAAGCAACUAGAAGUCUAUUUAGGUAGUUUUAUCUGAUUCAGUAUGGUUUUGGUAUAUGUACAGCUGUGGACUAUGUGGACUCUGUACUUGGACUUGUGGUCCGUGGGCUUUUUUUGGGUGCCUCUGCCUUCUCCCCUUUUCUCCAGCAGGGAGGAGUAGGCUGUUGGAGAACUGGGGGAGCGGGCAUAUUGGUCAUCAGGUGUAUCUAUCCAGGCGUUUUUCAGAAAUUCCUCCAAGGCUGUUACUUUCAUGGAGUAUUGUUAAAUGACCUACUUCUCACCACGGCCAAGAUACUCUAAACCCAGUCUUUAAAGAAGACCUAAUGAAUGCUAUUAUCUGUCCAUGUAUUUAUUGAUCAAUCAACAGACUUAUAUUUUCCAUUCUAUAAUAAAGUCAAAGAGGAUGAAUGGCAGAUUUUCAUUAUUUUGAGACUCAGAACAAACUCAGGGCACGAAACUCCCUCCCCCCCCGCCGCGGGUGGGCAUCUUCCCUUUCCUGAGUGGGUAGGCGAGUCCCAGGUCCUAGC